AUGUCUCGACCACUUUUUGUUUUAGCCACUGUUUUGGCUAUCGUACAGGGAGCUCCUCUUGAGAAGGAACAAAGUCCUGCGGAUGUUCCUGACUAUUAUGAGCUAUUUAAUAAUCCAGAAGCUCAUUUGACUUUGGCCAAAGCUCCAACUACGAUUAAAUUUAUUGAAGAUCAUGGUUAUCCAGCAGAACGGCAUUAUGUGACUACUGAGGAUGGCUACAUUAUCAGUCUGUUCCGCAUUCCUUAUUCGCACAAUCUGCAGAAUCAGGAUGUCCAGCGACCCAUUGCCUUCCUUCAGCAUGGACUUUUCGGCAGCUCUGAUGUCUGGCCAAGCCUGGGACCGGAUGAUGCCCUUCCCUUCCUGCUUUCCGACGCGGGAUACGAUGUUUGGCUGGGCAAUGCCCGCGGAAAUAGGUACUCCAAGAACCACACUUCCCUUUCUUUGAAGCACCCGAACUUUUGGCGGUUCAGCUGGCACGAGAUUGGAUACUUCGACAUUGCCGCUGCCAUUGACUACACGCUCUCCACCGAAAACGGAAAGGGUCAGGAGGGCAUCCACUACGUGGGCCACUCCCAAGGCACCACCGUCAUGUUCGUCCUGCCGUCCACGCGGCCGGAAUAUAACGCCAAGAUUAAGACUGCUCACCUGCUGGCCCCAGUGGCCUUUAUGCAUAGAAUGGAAGACUUUAUGGUCAAUACUCUGUCGCCCACUCUCGGAUUCAACAAUAUUUACUCAAAGCUCUUUGGCUCCCAAGAAUUGUUGCCCCACAACGAUGUGGUCCUGGCAUUUUUCUACAACGUUUGUCGCCCCAAAUCUCCAGUGAUGUCUAUGUUCUGCAGCGACGAUGAGGAAGAGGAAACAGUUGUGGAACAAGGACGAACCAAUUCGACCGCUAACUCAGUAAUAUCUGGUGUCAUGCCAGCUGGAAUAUCCACCGACCAAGUUCUGCAUUAUUUGCAGGAACAUCAAUCAACACAUUUCCGCCAGUUUGAUUUUGGCACAAAAAAGAAUUUGCUCGUUUAUGGAUCCGAAGAACCCACUGAUUAUCCAACGGAGAAAAUUACCGCUGAAAUGCAUCUCUGGUAUUCGGAUAACGAUGAUAUGUCUGCCGUGGAGGAUGUCCUGCAGGUGGCAGCAACCCUUCCAAAUAAAGUGAUGCACCACAUGGAGGAUCCUUUGUGGGAUCAUGGAGAUUUUGCAAAUAAUUGGGAAGUGCGAAAAUACAUCAACGAUCCGAUUAUAGCUAUCAUGAAUGAGUACGAGGCCAGAACUAAGUGA
Drosophila bipectinata is the source of this 1278-nucleotide messenger RNA. Its product is annotated as lipase 3. The record is from RefSeq and is a predicted model, not a curated record. Gene Ontology annotation, biological process: lipid metabolic process. Gene Ontology annotation, molecular function: hydrolase activity, acting on ester bonds. NCBI's taxonomy places the organism in Eukaryota, Metazoa, Arthropoda, Insecta, Diptera, Drosophilidae.